This is a messenger RNA of Drosophila pseudoobscura, 1145 nucleotides long. Its product is annotated as rhythmically expressed gene 2 protein. Bases 22 to 777 code for a protein of 251 amino acids. The record is from RefSeq and is a predicted model, not a curated record. NCBI's taxonomy places the organism in Eukaryota, Metazoa, Arthropoda, Insecta, Diptera, Drosophilidae. Gene Ontology annotation, cellular component: nucleus. The transcript has a single exon.
ACCUGGUCAUACUGGAGAAAAAUGUCGUUGAAAGGCCAAUUUAUGCAAAAUCUGCGACGAUUUCGCCUGGUUACGUUUGAUGUAACGGACACGCUGCUGAAGCUUGAAGAUCCCCCAAAGCAAUACCAGAAGACGGCAGCCGAAUGCGGAGUGACUGGCCUCGACAGGAAGCAGCUGGAGCGCUGCUUUCGACAACAGUUCAAAAUCAUGAGCAAAGAAUAUCCAAAUUUUGGUCGCUCUUCACCGAAUCUUGACUGGCAAUCCUGGUGGCUGCAGCUGGUAUCGGGUACGUUUAGGUGCGUGGAUGCCAGCCUGCCGGCCGACAAGCUGGCCACGAUUGGGCAACAGCUCGUACGGGUUUUUCGCACCAGCGCCGGCUGGCGGCAUGUCGACGGAGCAGCCGAUUUGGUCCAGCGGGUCCGCGAUUCUGGCAAAUCUGUGGGCAUUAUAUCCAAUUUCGAUCCGUCCCUACCACAAGUACUCCAGGCCAUGGGUUUUGCCGGAAAGUUCGACUUCAUUCUGACCUCCUACGAGGCUGGCGUUAUGAAACCCGAUACGCGCAUCUUUAAGAUGCCACUGGAGCGCUUGAAAAUUUCCCCAGACCAGGCCCUGCACAUUGGCAACAAGUUCGACAUGGACUAUGCUGGGGCCCGCAACAGUGGCUGGAGCGGAUUGCUGGUGCAGUCGACGGAGGGAAACAAACAAGGCGACAAACACUCGUUCGCAAGCCUGGCCGCCCUUCUGAAGGCCCUCGAGACCCAAGAGAUUGUCUGGUGACGUGACGCAGUGAUUAUUCUUUCGCCUCUUUGUUUAAUGCAUAACUUACUGGCUGCACUUAUGUUUACAAAAAUUAUGAAACGAAACAAAGAUAUAUAUAUCUAUAUGUGUGUAAUGCAUAAUCUAAGGCUAAUCUUAACAUAAUACGCGCAUACUUAGUCACGGCUCUGCGUUGAUCGAAUGCUAAUUGCUCGAUGCGAUGCGAUGUCACACGAGUAUUGGGGAUGUGAAAAAGUCAGACUCAUCUUACAUGCCUAGCCUAACAUGCGGAUUAAGCUAUUACCUGAUGACUUAUUGAAUAUCUUCGUCAAUAUAUGUACACAUUAAAUGGUCCCAGCCUUGGAAGACAAUGCUGGGACAGACACACA